Homarus americanus (American lobster) is the source of this 2596-nucleotide messenger RNA. Its product is annotated as glycine-rich cell wall structural protein-like. The record is from RefSeq and is a predicted model, not a curated record. NCBI's taxonomy places the organism in Eukaryota, Metazoa, Arthropoda, Malacostraca, Decapoda, Nephropidae. The coding region runs from base 23 to 1789 and encodes 588 amino acids. The transcript has 2 exons.
AGUCAGCAAGCAAAAAAAGAAAAUGAACAAGCCGUCAGGGAUAUCAAGGUCUGAGGGAGUGACUGAGGAACAGUUCGGGUGUGCCAGUGGUCCCGCACACACCUCCUGGACCUGCCAUCUCCCUGUUGUUGUUGCUGCUAUUGCACGACACUACAUUUUUUCACGUCACCUGAUACCGGCGGCCAUGCAGUGGUGCACCGUGUUGCUGUUGGUAGCGGGGACGCUUGUCGGGGUCAUGGGAGAUCCAGGCAACUUCGCCAACGCUGAAUACAAAUCCAGACAGAAGCGAGAGCCAGGUCGUCCCCAAGCAUAUGCCUUCACCGUCAGAUCUGGAGGAGGUUGCAGCACCUGUGGAGGCGGUCUAGUUGGAGGAGGUGGAGGAGGAUAUGUCAGCGGAGGUGGUGGAGGAGGAAGCUAUUAUAGUGGACGGGGAGGAGGCUUAGGAGGAGGUUUAGGAGGAGGAGGAGGAGGAGGAGGAGGAGGAGGAUGGGGAGCAAGUGAUAUUGCAUCUGGUGUGGCAGGAGGCAUCAGAGCGGUAGCUGAUGGGAUACAAACCAUUGGAGCAUUAGGAGGGGGAGGGUGUGGAGGCGGCGGCUGUGGUGGCGGUUCACUCGGAGGGAGAGGUUGUGGAGGAGGCGGCGGCUGUGGUGGCGGCUCUCUCGGAGGGGGAGGUUGUGGAGGCGGCGGCUGUGGUGGCGGCUCUCUCGGGGGCAGCGGCUACGGCAAUUCAAGAUCGUACAGCAGCUCCUCGGCUUCCAGCGGGGCCUACAGCAGCUCUGGUUACCGAGGCCGACGAUCACCAAGAAGGAACUCUUCGGGCGGAUCAAGCGCCGAAGAAGACCGCCACAAAAGAAACACCGAGGAGGCCGCCGAAAGCAAUCCCCGACAGAAGCGAUCUACCGAAGACCCUCAGGCAUCAGCUGAUUCUACCGAGGGGAACUUCCAUCGGCCUGAACCUCUGGCGGCAGUACCACAAGACUCGGGUGCUGGGAGGGCCGUGAGAGAGGCCAGCAAACUCUGUUACUCGUGUGGCGGUGCUGGUAGAGGUGGUGGUGGUGGUGGUGGUGGUGGCGGUGGCGGCUUUGGUGGUGGAAUUGGAGGCGGAUCAGGUGGCGGAUAUAGUGGUGAAUCAGACGGUGGAUUUGGCGGGGGAUCAGGUGGUGGAAUUGGAGGUGGAUCAGGUGGUGGAAUUGGAGGCGGAUCAGGUGGUGGAAUUGGAGGCGGAUCAGGUGGUGGAAUUGGAGGCGGAUCAGGUGGUGGAAUUGGAGGCGGAUCAGGUGGUGGAAUUGGAGGUGGAUCAGGUGGUGGAAUUGGAGGUGGAUCAGGUGGCGGAUAUAGUGGUGAAUCAGACGGUGGAUUUGGCGGUGGAUCAGGUGGCGGAUAUAGUAGUGAAUCAGGCGGUGGAUUUAGCGGGGGAUCAGGGGGUGGAUUCGGCGGGGGAUCAGGAGGUGGAUUCGGCGGGGGAUCAGGAGGUGGAUUCGGCGGGGGAUCAGGAGGUGGAUUCGGCGGGGGAUCAGGAAGCGGAUUCGGCAGUGGAUCAGGAAGCGGAUUCGGCAGUGGAUCAGGAAGCGGAUUCGGCAGUGGAUUAGGAAGCACACGCAGCAGUGGACCUGGAGGUAGAUAUGGGAGUGAAUUAAGUACAAGACGUGGAUCAUUUCAUGGCGGUGGUGGAGGAGGCGGCAGUGGACCCGAAGGCUCCUGGGGCACCGGCACGACUUUCCAUGGCGACAGUGCCGGAGUGAGAGGAGUCAGAGUUACGGUCAAGAAAGGUGCCGGAGAGCGACCCUGAGGCUGUACCCCUUUACACUGUGCCACACCUCUGUGCCACUAGCAUCCCUCUCUCCCUCUCUCUCACUGUGCCACACCCCUCUACCACUAGCAUCCCUCCCUCUCUCUCACUGUGCCACACCCUCCCUCUCAUUACGCCAGACCUACCUUCUGGUAAGGCGAGUUAACUGUUAUCUAAAAAAGGUAAAAAUCGUUGCCUCCAUAGAUGUAGAACAACACUGUCUUCAUGAAUGUAAACAACGUUGUCUUCAUGAAGGCAAAACAUUUUCUUCACAAAGGUAAACAUUGUUAUUUUCCUGAAGGCAAAACAACAUUGUCUUCACGAAGGUAAACAACGUAUUCACGGGAAUAAAACAAUUAAACAAGAGGUGAGUAAAACAAUUAAACAAGAGGUGUUUUAGCAAAGAUUCUGUUUUGUAGUUUCCUGUCAUGUAAUAUAAUCAGGCUGUAAUGUAUAUGUAUUUAGUACCGCUGUCCACUCCGGUGUUUGUUCAUACUUUCUCAAGGCUAAAAUUCUCUGUUAUGUUUCUUGUUAUUUGAGAGUUGCUAUUUAGUGUAAUAACUAAGACCUAGUGAACGGUGCUUCAUAAUCCUGGCACAUGAAGUACUUAAAACUAAGACCUAGUGAACGGUGCUUCAUAACCCUGGCAGAUGAUAUACCGUAUUAACAGAACUAUAUCAGGCCUCACAAAAUACUGUACUGAGUGGACACAACCAUAGUAGUGUUACACUUUGUUUUGUUUCAUGUAAUUUUCAAAACUAAUGUGCUUGAUGUAAAAUACUGAAUAAAUUAAAGUUUUCAAUUAAA